ACACGUGAAAGAGACACGACAAUGUUCGGCGUUAUGACUUUAUGGUUUACAGGGGCUGUAGUUUUAUUUGUGACAACCUCCGCUACUGACAGAAGGAUACUUCUAAGUGACCCUGAUUAUGUGGCGCAACAACUAAACCACUUACAGUCAGAACUACAGGACUUGAAAGUUCAGGUGGAAUCUCAGAAACAUACCAUAGACGCCCAACAGCAGACAAUCAACAGUCAACAACUGGCCAUUCAAAAAAUCUCGACUGGGGAUAGUGGAAACGGUACAGCAUAUACCAGGUGGGGCCGAAAUGACUGUCCACACAAUACUGGUACACAACGAGUCUACUCCGGGUACAUAGGUGGUGGUUACUUCUCACACCGAGGAGGAGCUGGGAAUUCUUUGUGUAUGCCGGAUGAACCAAUCCAUGGUGAGAAUUAUUAUAAUGUAAAUCCAGGUCUCAUCUUCGGAGCCGAACUUCGAUUAGGGCAUGAUGUAUUUGGCCUGGCACAGAAUGACGAGGAUAUGUCAUGUGCUGUUUGCAGAAACUCUGAACACACGAUAUCGGUAAUGAUACCAGGGCGGACACAGUGUUACCAGGGCUGUGUCGAGGCUUACAACGGAUUUAUCGUCACAGGAGACCCAAAUGAUCCCUCGAACGUCGACUACAUCUGCAUGGAUGGCCAUCCACAUCCGAUUCCCGGAGGUCAGCAGAGCGACAAUGGACAACUCUUCCGUCCUACGAUAGCGAAGUGUGGCUCUUUGCCCUGUCCACCAUACAAGGACGGCAAACUCGUCCCUUGUGUUGUUUGUAUGAUGUAGAUUCCGCAAUAAAGCAAACUGCAGUGCAAGCCAUUUUUAUUUCGAGUUACGAUUUCAUACUGUAUGCUUUUUUUCGCCACUGCUAAAACUAUGUAUUACACAUAUAUAUUCCACUGGAGAUAAUAUUUUUCAGUUGGUAGCGUAGUAGCCCCUACUUCUACUAUAUCAAUAAGGUGUAACACAUGUGGAUCGGAUGAUGCAUCGACUGUGGAACGGAAGUAGGCUACCUAUCUUAAAGCUGUUUUAAAACGGACAGUCUGAUUGGUUUACAAAACAGCUCUGAUUUAUAUUGUCUACCUCCGUUCCACAGUCCAAUGCAUCGCCGGCUGACGACCAAUUUUGGUCCAUUUUCUCAUCCUUGUAUGUGCGUUUGCUCAGACGGAACUUAAAUUCGAAGUGAAUCUAAGCUCAUCCCCCACUCCCGACUUCUCAAGUGUUGCACCUUCCUGAUAUAGUAUGAGUAGGAGCUUAUAUUUUUUCUAUAAAUACCAUCCAAAUGCAGACGCCUGUGGUCUAGAUCUGGCAGUCGUCUGACAUAUCUAAAACACUAUGUAGAAUAUCUAUAACAUGAUUCCUAUCUACUGCUUUGAGAGAUAUUCAAACAGGAAAGUGAAAAAAAACCGACGUGUAAAUUGUAUCUUAUCUAGGUACACGUCGAUAUGUGGAAAUUAGUUUUGGCUCGACCCUUUUCAUCAAAAUAAAAAAAGAUGACAUCACUUUCUUAAUACCAAGCAAACAAAUGUACACAAUGGGUAUUGGCGAAAUCAAUAGAUCAUUGUUUCAAUAUAGCGUUACAGAAAUAAUCCCCAAUUAUUGUUUUUUUCGACUUCAGUGUUUACAUGAUUACAAAGAAACAGAAGAAUAAUAAACAAGAUCUUACAUCAAUUGAUCAUUUUUCGUUCUUUUAUUAGAAAAUCCUUACAACAGGCAUUGUAGGAAGUACAGCAAACAUCUACUAAAACAUGACUUUAAUCUACCAACAAAACAUGGAGUAUACAUCCUCUGUCAACAAACUGCUUACAACAUUCAGGAUAAAUACAAAUUACCAUUAGGUGCAUAUAUACACAGUCAAACACUAAUGUUACACUUUAACUAACUUUUCGAAGUUCUAAUAUAUCAAAGUUUCAGUAAUUUCUUUCUUAUGUAAAAUCAAGAAAUUGCCCACUGUAUCAUUUUUUUCAGACAACGGUUUGAAAAUAAAAUAUUUAUGAAAAAUAAACAUAACGGUCUUUCACAUCAAGCAUGCAAUAAGCUUGUUAGAAACAUAACGCUUAACACAUAAACACUUCCAAGUAAAAUAUUCAUCAACUAGUAUAUAGGGACUUUAACUUUGGAAGUAUACAUCGAUGGGAAUGUCCAGAACCUCUACAAUGAAGUGGAGAUGGAUUUGUGGUACACCAGUUUAGUGGGACAACAUGAGGACUACUGAAUUACAAUAUUAUUUGGGCGUUAGAACUUCAUCACGUGAUAAUGUUUAUACGUCAUUUAUCACGUGCGGCACUAACGUGAAUAUUUACUCAUGUGAUAUGACGUCAUUAAUUUCUGCGUUGCGUAUUGAUGCCACAUAUGAUGAUGUUAAAAUAAUGCGUGAGGUAUAGAGAAUGCUCUAAUGUUAUUACAUGUACAGCAUUUUGCAUCACAGCACACUUCAAUAUUGAUUUAAAUUCAUUAAAGCACUCUGAAUGUGAGUACUGUCCCUCGUACGUACCGUGCGACGCCAUUCUAACACAUGCAUGCAUCUGAUCUCGAUAAGAAUUUUAAAGUAGCCGAUAUAUUUCAUUGGAUGAUUGAAUGACCACACACUUGCGAUGGGGAUUUCUUACUCUCAUCUGUUGUACAUUUUAGGUACACAGAUUUUCGUAUAACAUUUAUCCAUGUACAUAAGUAGGAUCCUCCAUUAUAUAAUCAGAUUAGGAAGUAAGCCUAAAAGUAUAUUCCAUACAAACAAGUACAGAUAAAACAAUUCCUAUCAUUUGAACACAACAAACCUUGCAGCAUUUUCAUGAAAAGAUAAAAAUUAAUUUUAACAUUACAAACCUAGUUUUCAUGCUAAUUUAUAUAGCCAUUAAAUCCUUUGGUUCUAUAUAUGUCGGCGUUGUAGUGAUAUAAAAAUAAAUCAUAUUGACAAUGUCGACCUCAUAGCGUAUCGUUAUACCCUUUCAUCACACAAUACUAUAUUCCAACAGUUGAAAAGUAAAAUAUGCAUAUGUUGAUGCUUAAAUGUUAUUUUUCAAUAGUUAUCAUUAAAGUCGCAUUGGCAGUCAUACUAAACAAUAACAAAUGUGGGAAAAGUCUACGGUUUUGUGCCAAUCAAUUAAGCUACAAAUAUCAUAAAUGUUGCCAUUGAUAUAAUUCAUCUGUUGUUAAUAUUGUCUUAGAUUGCAAAGUCAAUAUACCAAUAAUGUUCAACCACCAGUAACAGUCCGAAUUUGCGAGAUUGAUUUUUGAAAAAAAAAAAAAAAAAAAAAACAUGUCGCAUCUAUUGUCUAUCACAUAAGAUAUGCAGAAUAUCAUUUCCAAAUGAACUAUACUACAGGUAAGUACAACAUAUGUAUUUAUGUGUUGCCCUCGUACUUCAUUACUCAAUUUUAAAGGUUUUGUUACACAAAAGCAGAUGAAUGACACUUCGAAAUCCUUCCUGUGUAAUAAGGGAGUCUCCCUAUAUUAAGACAUUGAUUAUCAGUCAAACACUAUGAAAUUU
Molecule: messenger RNA, 3511 nt
Organism: Pecten maximus
Lineage: Eukaryota; Metazoa; Mollusca; Bivalvia; Pectinida; Pectinidae
Exons: 3
Coding region: 22-810 (262 amino acids)
Source: RefSeq, a predicted model, not a curated record